This is a messenger RNA of Phalaenopsis equestris, 8799 nucleotides long. Its product is annotated as protein SABRE. The transcript is spliced from 23 exons. Bases 469 to 8415 code for a protein of 2648 amino acids. The record is from RefSeq and is a predicted model, not a curated record. Lineage: Eukaryota; Viridiplantae; Streptophyta; Magnoliopsida; Asparagales; Orchidaceae.
AUGCUGAUGUCCUAUGGUCACGGGGGAGAGAGGCAAACGGUCUGAACCGGACAAUUCCGGUCUAUUCAUGAUGUCGAACAGGGCGGCAUGCCGCUCGCGGCGACUCUGUCAGAUUGUUAUUACUGGGAGUGAGGGGACAGCGUUGCAGCAGAUCCACCGGAACAGUACUCCCUUCCUUCCCCGGCCGCGAAUUGAUCGACCGUCUCCCCCGCUGGAAACCCUAGGAAACAGAACUUGUAAUCUAUCCCGAAAGCUAUUCCAUCAGAUUCACCGCUGGCGUUUGAUUCGGCAAUCAUAAACCCUUCUCGAUCAUCUCUGCAUCAGGAGGUUCUGCGAGCGAAUUUUCGUCUAAAGAUGCGAACUACCUCCGGCGUCCGUAAUUCAGGAUUUCAUUUUAUAGCAUGAAGGAGACGAGACGCGUUGUUGCUGAUACGGUAGAAGCGCUGUCUGCGGAUCUCCUACGUUCUGAUGGCGUCGCCCGUCAAGUUUCUCUUUGCAUUUCUUUUCGUCUCCGCGGUUGGAUGGAUCGUCUUCACAUUUGCUUCCAGGCUAUUAGCUUGGUUCUUGAGCCGGAUAUUGGGGGCAUCUGUUGGAUUUAGGGUUGCUGGCUGCAAUUGCUUGAGAGAUGUUAGUUUUAAGUUCAAUAAGGGUACUAUUUAUUCCGUGUCUGUUGGAGAAAUCAAGCUCAGCUUGCGCAGAUCUCUCAUGACACUGGGGUUCAGUUUCAUUUCCAGGGACCCAAAGUUACAAUUAUUAAUUUCUGAUCUAGAAAUUAUUGUUAGGUCGUCUGCACCAAGUGCUAAAAGAAGUAAAUCUCAGAGACCUCGUGGAACCGGCAGAGCUAAAUGGAUGGUUUUGACUAAUAUUGCAAGAAUGUUAUCAAUAACCGUCAAUGAGUUAGUUUUUAAGGUUCCUAAAGCUGCUUUUGAAGUCAAAGAUCUUAGGCUGGAGAUGUCAACAAGUUCUGGUUCAACUCCUUUGCUCAGUAUCAAGCUUUACCUUAUCCCUUUGCAUGUCCAAAUAUGGGAUUCAAAGACCAGUUUUGAUCAGUGGGAAUGCUCAGCUAGUGCUGAAAAUAGUUGUGCUCCUUUCAUUUGUGAAGAUAUGUCUGUUUCUUCCGAGUUGUGUCAUGAUAAGGAACAGGGAAUCCAAAUCAAGAAUUUGGAUAUGAGAUGUGGGGAUACCACCAUAAAAUUAUGUGAAAGUCUGUUCGUAAAGACUAAACUGAGAUCCGAUGCCUUUGCUGAGACUGGUUCAAGUAGAAGUUCUGGAAAUGAUCUUGAGUCAGCUAAACUAUCCCAAAACAAUAACUUGUCUUCUAUGUUGAAGAAGCAGAUAAUUUUAUUCCCGGACAAGGUUAAUUUCAGGUUGCCAAAGCUUAACUUGAGAUUCGUGCAUCUGAGUCAAGGACUUCUUUCUGAGAGUAAUGUUAUGGGCAUCCAUCUUAGAAGUAACAAGUCUCAGGUGUUGGAGGAUUCUGGGGAUAUGACAUCUCACCUUGAUAUUCAAACUGAUAUGACUGAAAUUCAUGUCCUCAAAGAAGUUGAUAGUUCUAUCUUGGAGAUUCUUAAAGUUGUUCUUACAGCUUCGGUUGAUGUUCCAAUGCAGCUGCCUCAACCAAUUAGAUCUGAGAUCGAUCUUAAGCUUGGUGGGACCCAGUGCAAUCUUGUUGUAAACAGACUGAAGCCUUGGUUAAGUGUUGAUUUAUCAAAAAAGAAAGAAAGGGUUGUCCAUGCUGAUCAGGAAGAGUUUCAGAAAAACAAAAAUGCGGCUAUCAUGUGGACAUUUACUGUUUCUGCACCAGAGAUGACUGUUGUGCUUUACAGUCUGAAUGAUGUACCACUCUAUUAUGGGUGUUCACAAUCAUCUCAUUUGUAUGCAAACAAUAUUGCAACCAAGGGAGUUCAAGUUCAUGCAGAACUUGGUGAAGUACAUUUCUAUAUGGCAGAUGAGUAUCAAAAAUGUGUAAAGCUAGAUUUAUUUGAUGCGGAAGCUAAUUUUGGAUCAUUACUCCAUAUGGCACGGGCUGGUUUAGAUUGGGGACUUCGGGAGAUGGAGACACAUGAAGAACAAGAUUCUAACCGGUUGAAAUUAGUUUUUGCUAUUGAUAUAACCGGCAUGGGGUUAUAUUUUAACUUCAGUCAUAUUGAAUCUAUAUUGCUGACCUUCUUCUCCUUCCAGCCAUUCUUUAAAAGUUUAACUUUUUCUCGUAAACGGGAUUUACGUGAUAAGGUCGGGCAUUCAAGAAAAACUAAUGCAAAGGGGACUCGAAUUGUAAAAGUAAACCUUGAAAAAUGUCAUAUUAAAUAUUGCGGUGAAGUGAGUAAGGAAGAUAUGGUCAUUGCGGAUCCCAAGCGUGUGAAUUUUGGUUCACAAGGUGGUGUUGUUAUGAUCAGCGUCUCUGCGGAUGGUACUACUCGUAGGGCAAGAAUUUUUUCAAAUACUACCAGUGGCUGCAAAAAAUUAAAAUUCUACACAUCUCUAAGCAUCUCUCAAGUUAAUGUUUGCUUAAACAAGGAAAAGCGCUCUCUGCAGAUUGAUCUCGAGCGAGCUCGUUCAAUAUAUCAGGAAAGUUCUCAUGAUCAGACAAAUGGUUCAAAAAUUACUUUGUUUGAUGUGCAACAUGCAAAAUUUGUUCGUCGCUCCGGUGGCUUAAGUGAGGUUGCUGUUUGCUCACUUCUCAAUGUCACUGAUAUUUCAAUUAGGUGGGAACCUGAUGUACAUUUGGCCAUAUUCGAAUUUGUGACUGCUUUGAAAUGCUUUUUACAUAAAAUAAAGAAUCAUGGUUCUCAUGAUGGAAUCAUUGAAGAACUUCAUAGCCUUAAAGACAGAGAAACUGAAAAAGAAAUUGUCACGGCACAGGCAAAAUCCUAUAAGAAGCCUGGUAAAAGGGAGGCGGUCUUUGCCAUUGAUGUGGAAAAACUGAAGUUAACUGCUGCGGUUGCUGAUGGUGUUGAAGCAUCUAUUCAUGUGCAGUCUAUUUUCUCAGAGAAUGCAAGGAUUGGUGUGCUACUCGAAGAACUUAUUCUAUGCUUAAAUAAUGCUAAUGUUUUCAAAAGCAGCAGAAUGCAGAUUUCUCGAAUUCCAGUUUCUGCUACAGGUAAUUCAGUGGAUGCUAAAGGACUAUUGACCCCUUCAUGGGAUAAUAGUACAUGGGAUUGGGUGAUUCAAGGUCCUGAUCUUCAUAUUUGCAUGCCUUACAGGCUGCAGUUACGUGCUAUUGAGGAUGCGGUGGAGGAUAUGUUGCGUGGCUUGAAACUUAUCACUGAUGCUAAGGCUAGCCUCAUGUUAAAUGUGAAAAAAGACAAUUCCAGGAAGCCCAAGUCCAAGCCUGCAAAUUUUGGUACUAUUAGAUUCAUCAUUCGCAAACUAACUGCGGAUAUUGAGGAAGAACCUAUACAAGGAUGGCUUGAUGAGCACUAUCAGUUGAUGAAGACGGAGAUUUGUGAGGCAGCUAUUAGAGCUAAGUUUCUUGAUGACUUUCUAGACAUGGGAAGCAAUUCUAGAGUUUCUGAACCCAAAGAAUUGUCUUCUGAAAGGAAGCUGUUCCAUAAUGGAGUUGAGAUUGACACGUCUAAUGAUGUAGCCAUUAAAGACUUGCACGAAGACAUUCAGAAGCAGGCAUUCCGUUCAUAUUAUAGAGCAUGUAAGAAGUUGGUACCCUCGGAGGGAUCAGGAGCUUGCACGAAUGGUUUUCAAUCUGGUUUUAAGACAAGCAAAAACAGAGCUUCACUACUAUCUAUCUGUGCUACUGAACUAGAUGUUACUUUAACAAAAGUUGUUGGAGGGGAUGCUGCAAUGGUGGAAUUCAUAAAAAAGAUGGAUCCAGUCAGCUUAGAGAAUGAUGUACCUUUUUCUCGGACAUAUGGAAGAGAUGUUGAUAUAACUUCAGGAUCAUUAGUUGUCCAACUGAGGAAUUACACAUUUCCUCUAUUUUCCGCAACUGCUGGAAAGUGUAAAGGUCGCAUUGUACUCGCUCAGCAGGCAACUAGUUUCCAACCUCAAGUAGAACAAGAUGUUUACAUUGGAAAAUGGUGGAAGGUGCGGAUGCUCCGUUCAGCCAGUGGGACCACACCUCCUAUGAAAAUAUACUCAGACUUGCCAAUAUAUUUUAACAAGGCUGAAAUUUCCUUUGGAGUGGGGUAUGAACCUGGUUUUGCUGAUAUUAGUUACGCAUUUACUGUAGCUCUGCGCAGGGCAAACCUUGGUACUAAGAGUUGGACAUCCACCACUGACGAUCAAAACAUAUCCGUAAGUAAUCCUCCCAAGAGGGAACGAAGUUUACCUUGGUGGGAUGAUGUGCGGUAUUACAUUCAUGGAAAAAAUUGCUUGUUUUUCAUGGAGACAAGAUGGAAUCUGUUGGCAACAACAAAUCCUUACGAGAAGUUAGACGAGCUUAAAAUUGUUUCAGCUUACAUGGAGAUUCAGCAGACAGAUGGCCGUCUAUUUAUUUUGGCAAAGGAUUUCAAGAUUUAUUUGAGUAGUCUUGAGAGUCUUGUAAAGAAUUGCAGUUUGAAACUUCCCAGUAUUUCCGUUCCUUUUCUCCAUUCUCCUGCUUUUUCUCUAGAGGUUACUAUGGAUUGGGACUGUGAAUCAGGUUUCUCGCUUAAUCAUUACUUACAUGCAUUUCCAAAGGAAGGGGAACCUCGAAAGAAAGUUUUUGAUCCAUUUCGUUCCACUUCUCUUUCACUGAGGUGGAAUUUUUCUCUCAGACCUUCUCUGCAAUGUUACAAUGAGCACUCCCCAUUUUCUUCUGUCACGAACGGCCUAUCACUAGAUGAAUCGUCGCAUGAUUCUUCGCAAACGAUUAAAAGCAUUGCUGCUAAUUCUCCAACAAUGAAUCUAGGUGCUCAUGACUUAGCUUGGUUGUUCAAGUGGUGGAGCCUGAAUUAUAGUCCUCCUCAUAAACUCCGUUCUUUUUCUCGUUGGCCACGUUUUGGUGUGAUAAGAGCACCCAGAUCUGGUAACUUAUCACUGGACAAGGUUAUGACAGAAUUUUUUCUUCGCCUAGAUGCUACACCAUCAUGCAUCAGAUAUACGCCCCUAAGUGAGGAUGAUCCUGCUAGUGGUCUUACAUUUGAAAUGACUCGGCUAAAGUAUGAACUUUGCUAUAGCCGUGGCAAGCAGUCAUAUACUUUUGACUGUAAACGUGAACUUCUUGAUCUCGUUUAUCAGGGCCUUGACUUGCAUCUUCUUAAGGCCUUUAUAUGUAAUAACAAUAAGCAAGAUGUUCAAUCAACAAAGGGAGCUUCGUUGGCACUUUCAACUGAUAAUUUUGCUAAUGAAUCUUUCACUCAUCCAACUGGUUCCGGCGGAAAAAAUGGUGAUGAUGGUUUUCUCCUAUAUUCCGAUUAUUUUACUAUUCGUAGGCAGGCCCCAAAGGCUGAUUCUGCCAGACUUUUAGCUUGGCAAGAAGCUGGUAGGAGGAAUCUUGAGAUGACCUACGUGAGGUCUGAGUUUGAAAAUGGGAGCGAAAGUGACCAUACACGAUCUGAUCCUAGUGAUGAUGAUGGAUUCAAUGUUGUGAUUGCGGAUAAUUGUCGACGGGUAUUUGUUUAUGGUCUUAAGCUAUUGUGGACUAUUGAGAAUAGAGAUGCUGUUUGGUCAUGGGUUGGUGGAAUAUCUAAAGCAUUUGAACCACAGAAACCAUCUCCUUCGAGGCAGUAUGCACAGAGGAAAUUGUUGGAGCAACAGAAAAGAAAUGAAGGCCUUGAAAUUCCUAAUGAUGACAAUCUUAGGCCUUUGGCAAUCCAUGGUUCAAAUUCCCCAUCCUCUCACCAUGUCGAAGCAUUUGGUUCGUUGCCUUCUGUUUCUGUUUCUGCUAAAAUGGAUUGCACAACAUCCAAUACUGCUGUGAAUCAUGGACGGAUUGGCGACUCUGAAGAGGAUGGGGCACGCCACUUUAUGGUGAAUGUUAUUCAGCCUCAAUUCAACCUUCAUUCAGAAGAAGCUAAUGGUCGGUUUCUCCUCGCUGCAGCCAGCGGUCGUGUCUUAGCUCGUUCUUUUCAUUCUAUUUUUCAUGUUGGGUAUGAGAUGAUUGAACAAGCCUUGGGCACCAGCAGUGCCUCAUUUCCUGAUAUGAAACCUGAGAUGACUUGGAAGCGUGCUGAGCUUUCUGUGAUGCUAGAGCACGUUCAAGCUCAUGUAGCACCAACUGAUGUUGAUCCUGGUGCAGGCCUGCAGUGGUUGCCAAAAAUUCUUAGGAGCUCACCCAAAGUAAAACGAACUGGUGCUUUACUUGAGAGAGUUUUUAUGCCGUGCCAAAUGUACUUUCGUUACACAAGGCAUAAAGGUGGUACAUCAGAGUUGAAGGUUAAGCCGUUAAAGGAGCUCAUCUUCAAUUCUCCUAAUAUCACUGCAACGAUGACAUCACGGCAGUUUCAGGUCAUGUUGGAUGUUCUUAGUAGCCUGCUAUUUGCUAGACUUCCCAAACCUCGUAAAAGCAGUCUCUCAUACCCUACUGAUGAUGAUGAUGAUGUUGAAGAAGAGGCUGAUGAGGUGGUUCCUGAUGGUGUGGAGGAAGUAGAGCUUGCUAGAAUCCAACUUGAACAAAAAGAGAGAGAAAGGAAGUUAUUUCUUGAUGAUAUAAGGACUCUGACGGUUUCAAAUGAUAUUGGAGGUGAUUUGAGUCUAUUUACAGAUAGAGAUAAUGAUUUAUGGAUGCUUUCUUGUGGAAAACUAAGAUUGAUACGUGGGCUGAGGAAAGAGCUUGGAAAUGCUCAAAAAUCUAGGAAAGAGGCUUCUUCAGCAUUGAGGUUGUCACUCCAGAAAGCAGCACAAUUGCGAUUGAUGGAGAAGGAAAAAAAUAAGAGUCCUUCCUGUGCUAUGAGAAUUUCGAUGAGAAUUAACAAGGUUGUGUGGAGUAUGCUUGCAGAUGGUAAAUCUUUUGCAGAAGCUGAGAUAAAUGACAUGAUAUAUGAUUUUGAUCGUGAUUACAAAGAUAUCGGUGUCGCUCAGUUUACCACAAAGUCCUUCGUUGUCAGAAAUUGUCUUCCAAAUGCCAAAUCAGACAUGCUGUUGUCUGCUUGGAAUGCACCUCCUGAAUGGGGAAAAAAUGUCAUGCUUCGUGUAAAUGCCAAGCAGGGGGCUCCAAAGGAUGGAAGUUCACCGCUUGAACUUUUUCAGGUAGAAAUCUAUCCCUUGAAGAUUCAUUUAACGGAAACAAUGUACCGAAUGAUGUGGGGUUACUUCUUCCCGGAAGAAGACCAAGACUCCCAGAGACGACAGGAGGUAUGGAAAGUUUCGACAACCGCCGGCUCUAGACGUGUAAGGAAAAGUGCUUCGGCCCAUGAAACUAUUCCAUCAAGUAGUUACAGCGCAAGAGAGAUUGAAACUACUGGAAGGCCUGUUAUGGCUGGUGCCCAGGUUAAUCCUAGCGCUUCAGUACAUGGCGAUUCUUCCCAAGUGUCGAAAUUGCAAAGUUUGAAAGCCAAUAUUGUCUGUGGUGCAAAUCCUGAAUUUCGAAGGACACCUUCAUGUGACAGAAUAGAAGAUACUUUAUUUGAGGUUGUCGCUAAUGAACCUCUCUUCCCACUACAUAGCUCAUGCAUUUCUUCAAAAAGUGGCCCACUGAAUCCUGCGCUAGAAUCUCAGCAAGCUGUUACCGACGACACAUUUAAGAGUAAAUCAAAAGAUCCGAAGCCUAUAAAGUCUGGCCGUCUGUCGAACGAAGAAAAAAAGGUUGGAAAAGCUCAUGACGAGAAAAGAGCGAGGUCGCGAAGAAUGAUGGAGUUUCAUAACAUCAAAAUUAGUCAGGUUGAGUUACUAGUUGCCUAUGAAGGUUCACGAUUUGCAGUGAAUGACUUGAGGCUGUUGAUGGAUACAUUUCAUCGUGAUGAGUUUAUUGGAACGUGGAGAAGGCUAUUUUCACGUGUUAAGAAACAUAUCAUAUGGGGUGUUUUAAAAUCAGUGACUGGGAUGCAGGGUAAAAAAUUCAAGGAUAAAGCCCAAACCCAAAGAGAAGGCCAUGUUGGUGUCGUCCCGGAGAGUGAUCUCAAUUUCAGUGACAGUGACGGCGGCCAACCAGGGAAAUUAGAUCAGUUUCCUGUAUCAUGGCUCAAAAGGCCGAGCGAUGGUGCUGGUGAUAGAUUUGUCACUUCAAUAAGGGGCCUUUUCAACUCCCAACGCCGCAAGGCCAAGGCGUUCGUCCUGCGAACCAUGAGAGGGGAAGCGGAUAAUGAGUUCAAUGGUGAAUGGAGUGAGAGUGAUACUGAGUAUCCUUUCGCUCGCCAAUUGACCAUUACUAAAGCGAAAAAGCUCAUUCGGCGGCACACGAGGAAGUUUCGCUCGAGAGCUCAGAAGAAUUCAGGCGCGGCUUUACAAAUUCGAGAAUCACACCCAUCGACGCCAAGGGAGACGAGUCCAUUUCAGAGCGACUCAUCUGGUGCAUCAUCUUAUGAGGACUUCAAUGACUAGAAGCUUAAGAAAACAGGUGAAUUAAUAUGUCAAGGAAUGGGGAUAAUCACCAUGGAAUCUAUUGGAAAUAUAGAGAUCGGAUUACCGGCGAGCAACCGGUCCUGGCUCAUAAUGGAAGUUAUUGAAAUAGAGAGAUCUGGGAGUCGUCGGCAAGGCAGAAUUUUCUUAUUCUCAUUCAAAGUUUUGAAAGUCAUGGUGCAUUCUAUAAAAAGAAUGUUGGUAGCAGCCACAGCCUCUCAUAUUCUGCUUGAGUUUCAAGGAGCAGUAAGGAUUUGUAUCCCUGCGUUCUUCUUCAAUCCAUUCAUAUAUAAUGAUCCUUUUAUUCUCAUCCAUUUUGUAACAACGCAGCUGUACAAAAAUCAAUAAAUUCAUGUAACUAUUGUU